AUGUCAUCCUCCUCGCACCCGUCGAGGGCAUUGCCUCAAGGUCACGGCAAGCAGCCUGACAACAGCCCCGACCCGUCCACAAAGGCCGCAGACAACGACAACGACGAUGCCAGUAACGGCGAAGACGACGCUGGCCCUGGAGGCGAUCUCCCCAUGAGCAUGACCGCUUCCGUCAUGUUAACCAACUUGCCCAAGGAUGCGAGCCAGGCUCUCAGGGAGGUCGAAGAGAUUGAUGAUCGAAAAGUCUCUGUCCGCUUCCAACCCGUUGGCGCGGCCCCGAUCCUCAAACAGCGCGUCUUCAAAAUCAGUGCCUCGUCGAAAUUCAGCGUCGUGUUGAACUUCCUCAGGAAGAAGGUCGGCGUCAAAGAGGGUGACGGCCUGUUUUGCUAUGUGAAUAGUGUGUUCGCACCGGGUUUGGAUGAGGGCGUGGGGAACUUGUACCGGGUACGUUUGCGCCUCUACUAG
Fonsecaea nubica is the source of this 465-nucleotide messenger RNA. RefSeq lists its product as hypothetical. Bases 1 to 465 code for a protein of 154 amino acids. NCBI's taxonomy places the organism in Eukaryota, Fungi, Ascomycota, Eurotiomycetes, Chaetothyriales, Herpotrichiellaceae. The transcript has 2 exons. Gene Ontology annotation, cellular component: cytoplasm; phagophore assembly site membrane; Atg12-Atg5-Atg16 complex. Gene Ontology annotation, biological process: autophagosome assembly; nucleophagy; C-terminal protein lipidation. The record is from RefSeq and is a predicted model, not a curated record.